Molecule: messenger RNA, 2239 nt
Organism: Pyricularia grisea
Lineage: Eukaryota; Fungi; Ascomycota; Sordariomycetes; Magnaporthales; Pyriculariaceae
Exons: 3
Coding region: 477-1676 (399 amino acids)
Molecular function (GO): zinc ion binding; 5-methyltetrahydropteroyltriglutamate-homocysteine S-methyltransferase activity
Source: RefSeq, a predicted model, not a curated record
UGGACCUGUUCGCCCGAGCAUCUUGCGUAAUUUUGAAUAAUAAUGAAAAACAAAAACCUCUUGGAAGAAAUUACCACGGCCGCAUCUCGGUCUGAUUGAGCCGUUCGCCGGCCGUGCCCCUCCAUAUUUGUCUCCGCUACAAGAGCAAAAUCGCCUCCUCCAACACGACGACGAAGCGGGGCAAGGGUCACAGAGAUGUUUUUGUUGCCCCGCAUAUUGUAAAUGCCGUAUUUCCCUUGGGGAUGUGCCGCGACGGCUAAGCUGCACGUGCGGAACUUGCUCUCUCUUGUCUCCCUUCUUUGUUUGUCUUGUUUUAUUUGUAGUUGCUCCUCACCACUGUUCCCUUGAGAUCUACCAACGUCUCGAGGAAAAGCUACAGCCCGAUACAACACCGGGUCAAUCGAUACAAGAACCACACACACCUCAACGCUCCAUAAAUCCAGAUCACCAACAACAACAAAAAACAACCAACCAGCAUGGCACCUCCAUUCCGCGCCGAGCACGUAGGCUCCCUGCUUCGCCCGCAGGACCUGCUCGACGUGCGUGCGUCCAUCGCCGCGGGCGGCGACGACUCCAAGCUUGAGGCCGUCGAGAAGGCGGCCGUCAAGGAGGUCGUGGACCUGCAGCGGUCGCUCGGCUUCAAGCCCGUGACGAGCGGCGAGUACGUCCGCACGCGCUUCUGGGGCCUCAUGUGGGACGAGUUCGAGGGCACCAAGCGCCUGCAGGACGCCGAGGCGUCCAUGUUUAGGCUCUACCACCCGGACGUCGUGUCGCUCAUCGAGCAGGACCGCAAGGUCAUGCCCGGCGACAGCGUCAUUGCCGGCACCAAGCUGUCCCACAGCAAGGAGAAGUGCAAGAGCAACCUGCACGAGCUGAAGCUGGUCCAGGAGAGCACGCCAAAGGAGGAGUGGGGGAACAUCAAGCUGACCAUGAUCACCCCGGCCUGGUUCCACAUGAGAUACAAACAGGGUCGCGCCUACACACCCGAGGCGUACGCCAACGAUGCCGAGUACUUUGCAGAUGUCGCCAAGGUGUACCAGGACGAGCUGCAGCAGCUGUACGAUGCCGGUCUGCGAAACGUCCAGUUUGACGACCCUGGCUUGGCUUACUUUUGCUCCCAAAAGUUCCGCGACGGCUGGGCCGAGGACAAGGACAACAUCGGCGAGGUGGACGACCUCCUGGACGCCUACAUCAAGCUGUACAACGACUCCAUCGCCAAGCUGCCCUCGGACAUGCACACGGGCGUGCACCUGUGCCGAGGCAACUUCAUCGGCGGCCGCCACUUCUCCGAGGGCUCGUACGACAUCAUCGCCAAGAAGCUGUUCCAGAACCUGAAGGUAAACACAUUCUACCUCGAGUACGACACGCAGCGCGCCGGCGGCUUCGAGCCGCUCAAGUACCUGCCCAAGGACAAGAACGUCGUCGUCGGUGUCAUCUCCACCAAGCUACCCGGACUCGAGGACAAGGACGAGGUGAAGCGCCGCAUCCACCAGGCCGCCGACUUUGUUGCCGAGGGCAGCGGCCAGACCCGCGACGAGGCCCUCAAGCGCAUCUCGGUCAGCCCCCAGUGCGGCUUCAGCACGCACGAGAGCGGAUACCCAUUGUCUAUCGACGAGGAGAAGGCCAAGUUGAAGCUGGUCCGCGACAUUGCUGAUGAGAUCUGGGGUGAGCCUUAGAUGGGGAUGUUGCUUGUCAGCUGCAAAUUUGAAGCUUUUUUUUUGGAUUUUUUUUGUUUCUCUUCUUUUCUUUUCUGGGUUUCUGUUUCUGGACAAAAUAAUUUUGUGAAUUGUUGGGAUAUAUGAGAAUUUUGUCUUUUGUUCGGUUUACUUUCAGGAUGAAGCGUGGUGUUGGGUGCAUUCAACAAGAACGGAAUAGGACCUGCUGAUGGUGUGCGACUCGAUGCUGACGGGGCUUCAUGGAUUCAACUUCCAUGACUUUUCAGGUCAAUGGCAUCUGCAGGGCGGCGGGUGAGUCGAGGGAUAGUAAUCAAGGCCAUCAACGAGAAGAACAAAAAAAAAGAAAUCAAGGGCUACUUGGUACGGUUCUUGGAUUUAAAAGGGUUUGGAAGUAAUAGGGAAAACAGCAUGCAAAUAAAAGGAUAUCAUGUGGCCAGCACAUAGUUUCUUUCUUAUUGACUACUGUUGAUACAAGUGCCUUGAGCCUAGCAACGAUCAUAGCCCAACGUAUAUCAUCAGCUCUGGCCUUUGUGAAGACAUAACUACUAAAAUGGGGAAACUAG